This is a messenger RNA of Neltuma alba, 381 nucleotides long. Its product is annotated as heavy metal-associated isoprenylated plant protein 47-like. Gene Ontology annotation, molecular function: metal ion binding. The transcript has 3 exons. The coding region runs from base 1 to 381 and encodes 126 amino acids. The record is from RefSeq and is a predicted model, not a curated record. Lineage: Eukaryota; Viridiplantae; Streptophyta; Magnoliopsida; Fabales; Fabaceae.
AUGAAGCAAAAAAUAGUGAUCAAAGCGACAUUAGACUGUAACAAAUGCAGAAGCAAGGCCCUCACAAUUGCAGCCGCAGCUAAAGGCGUGAGUUCGGUGUCCAUAGAAGGCAGAGACAGAGACCAAGUGGUGGUGGUCGGAGAUGAUGUCGACCCGGUUUGUUUGGCGAGGCUUCUCAGAAAGAAGUUCCGCCAUGCAAGCAUAUUGAGUGUUCAACAGCUGAAACAAGAGAGCAAAGAGGAGAAGAAUAACAAGGAAGAGGAUUAUGACAAUAAGGUUCCACCUUAUUGUCCCACUACUCAUCACUACCCACCAUACCCUAUCUCCUCUUGUCAUGUAGUUCAUGAUCCUUACCCUACUAGUUUUUGCUCCAUUCUCUAA